GCAAUACCUGGAUUUUUGCUCAGUUCUUCUAUGAUUGCAUUGCUAGUUGUGAAAGUGUAUGCUUACAACUGGGACUGGUAUGUUGGCAUGAUGUUUGGAGCCAUUGUAAGCACCAUUGACCCUUUCAUAUCAACGGCUUUGUUACGCAGUCUCGGUAAGAAUACACAUCUUUCUGCAGAAAAAUGCAAUUUAAUGAUAUCAGCUGUACUGGUAGGAUCUCACUAUGUCCCUCUCUACAGGAACAGCCAAACCCCUCAUACUUCUGAUAGAGGGAGAGUCAUUGUUCAGUGAUGGCGCCUCUAUCAUUACAUUUGAAGCAUUCAAAGACCUUGCCACUGAUCUUAGUCAUUUUGAAGCAACAACUUUCACCAUCAAGCUGAUAUUGAAAGUCUUCGGGAGCCCUCUUUUAGGGUUCAUCAUGUCUAAAAUCAUUAUGUUUUGGCUGUCGUACAUCUUCAACGAUGGACUGAUUGAAAUAACCAUCAGCCUGGCAAUGACGUACAUCACAUUUUACUUCGCUGAAUGGCUAGGCAUGUCUGGGGUCAUAGCUGUCCUCAUUAUGGGGCUUCUCUUGGACACUGUCAACUUCAGCCCAGAAAUUGAAGUGUUUCUUUUACGGUGA
Molecule: messenger RNA, 622 nt
Organism: Oncorhynchus mykiss (rainbow trout)
Lineage: Eukaryota; Metazoa; Chordata; Actinopteri; Salmoniformes; Salmonidae
Source: RefSeq, a predicted model, not a curated record